AAUUUAUUCCUCUUCGCUUUCAAAGCAAAUAUUUCGUGGUCAUUCACGUGAAUUUAUUGCUUUGGUGGUGUUGUUACGAGAGAAAAGUGAAUCCAAAUGAGUGUUUUGUGGAAAUAAAAGUGAAAAUAAUAGUAGUUAAAAACAAAAAUAGUGUAGUUUGAAUUCAUUGCGGUGAAAAUGGAAGUGUUUCAGACGGAUAACUACUAUAUUUUCGUGAAACGUGAAAAAAGUUUGUGGUGGCAUCGCAAGACAUCGGAGUUUAAAAUCAAAGCUGGCUGGGAUCUCUCCUCUGUAGAUGACAUUGAGUGCAUUGGCAUUACACAUGGCAUCGUGGGCGUCAUCAAUUUACCAAAUGUGUACGAACCACAUUUGGUGAUUGUAAAGGAAGCUACUCCCGUCGGCGUACUUUAUGCGCCCAGUUUGGUGUAUAAAAUCAAAUCUAUUUGCAUUUUAAGCGCCGAUGAACCAGACACAGUAUUGACAUCCUGCACAAGGCACACGCGAAGCGCCAACAGCACUCCUACCCACUCGUCCUCAUCGAAUACUUCCACUACGGGUAAUACCAAUAAUACGCCCGCCCCCAAAACAAAACUUUUCGAGGGUGCGCAGUUGAUGAAUAAAACAUGGGGCGCUGUGAAAAUUGCCGGCAACACUAUCAAGAAUACCACCCAACAAGCGGCCGCUUUGGCCUCGAAUCAAAUGAAAUCCUCUGUGGGCAUACGCGAUCCAUCGCGCAUAGCGAAGCGCAUCACAGAGGAGCUGCAUAAAAUAUUCGAUGACACGGAUAGCUUUUACUUCAGCUUCGACAGCGACAUCACCAACAACUUGCAGCGUCAGAGUGCGGCUGGCGAGCAAAAACAGCAGUAUGAUGAGCGUUUUUUCUGGAAUAUGCAUAUGAUUGCGGAUAUUUUGAAGUUUAAAGACAAUACGUGGGUAUUGCCGAUUAUACAAGGAUUCGUGCAAGUGGAGCCUUGCGUGAUAGGUAAUGAAUGCUUUACGUUGGCGGUGGUUUCGCGCCGGUCACGACUACGCGCGGGCACAAGGUAUAAGCGUCGUGGGGUGGACGAACAAGGCAAUUGCGCAAAUUAUGUUGAAACGGAGCAAAUAUUGUCUUUUCGUCACCAUCAUUUGUCCUUUACGCAGGUGCGCGCUUCCGUGCCCAUCUAUUGGAGCCAACCGGGCUAUAAGUACCGGCCACCGCCACGUCUUGAUAGAAGCGAGCAAGAAACGCAGGAGGCAUUCGAAUUGCAUUUUGCCAAAGAAAUAUCAAUUUACGAUGGUGUUUGUAUUGUCAAUUUGGUCGAGCAGAACGGCAAGGAGAAAUUGAUUGGCGAUACGUACGCAAAGCAUGUGAUAAAACUCAAUAAUGAUCGCUUAAUUUAUGUCACUUUUGACUUCCACGAUUACUGUCGCGGCAUGCGUUUUGAAAAUGUUUCUGCGCUUGUGGAGGCGCUUGCGACUGAAGCAGGUGCUAUGGGUUUUCAUUGGCGUGACCAGCGUGGUGUUAUUUGCAACCAAAAAUCAGUAUUUCGUGUUAAUUGUAUGGAUUGUUUGGAUCGCACAAAUGUCGUUGAGACAGCAAUAGGAAAAGCUGUGCUGGAAUCGCAGCUGGUUAAGUUAGGCUUAUCACCUCCAUAUACACCGAUACCCGAGCAAUUGAAAUCCCCAUUUAUGAUACUAUGGGCAAAUAAUGGCGACAUAAUAAGUCGGCAGUAUGCGGGCACAAACGCACUGAAGGGCGACUAUACUCGCACCGGCGAACGCAAGAUAAGCGGCAUGAUGAAGGAUGGCAUGAACUCGGCGAAUCGUUUCUUCAUACAAAAUUUUGCUGAUUCCUUCCGGCAAUGUAUAAUCGAUUUAAUGCAAGGCAAGCUAGUCGAGGCCAAUCAAUUGAGAGAGGAUGAAGUUAUGAAGACAAUAUUACACAUUCUCUGCCCAUCUACACCGGCGCCUACACGCGGUUACUAUCAUGCCGGUGUGCUCGGUCCGGAAUUGCAUUUUCUGGAAAAUAUCGUAAACGCCAGUUACUAUCUCGCGCGUUUUAAAGAUUCCUAUCGUCAAGCCACCAUCGAUUUGAUGCUCGGCAAUCAAGUUUCACCGGAGUCGUUGAAUGCGUUGGGCGGGCAGAAUGUACCAGAUGAAACAGAUGCGCUGGAGAGCGCCGAGCAAGCCAAGUUGCUAGUGGAGGAUUGUCGCCGCUUGCUCUUGGGCUCAGCUCAAUACCCAGUGGGUUCGUGGGGUCUUAUAGAUGCCGAUCCGACUACUGGUGAUCUGAAUGAAACUGAGGUUGACACGGUGCUGCUGCUCACCAACGAUUGCUAUAUUGUCGCCGAGUAUGAUUCGCAUUUGGAUAAGAUUGUACGUUUUGAAAAGGUCCAGCUGCAAAAUAUUACACUGAUCGAAUUGGGGAUGUAUCAGCAAACAAAAUUGUUCCAGGGCACGGCGCCAGCGCUGCUCUGUUUGCGGCUGAACUACAUUGUCGACGGUGUGGAUGGCUACUUCCAUAUGUUUCGCUCUGCCAAUAUACGAUUUUUUAAUAAUAUGGUUUUUGUGAUCAAGACGCAGGAUGAAGUUAUGGAGUCACUUACGGCCAUCGUUGAGAUGUUCCGCAUAGCACUGGACAAUAUCGGCAAGUCCGAUGUGCGCUACAUUACAGGUGGUGUAUUGCAACGGCGCAAGAGUAGGAAUCCAUUGCUCGAAGUACCGAAGGGUAUGCCUCGUAAUCUCUCCGAAUCUCAACUGGUGCAAUUUAGCUCGAAAGCAAUCUCCAAUGUUGCCGGUCAAUUUUCUAAAUUGGGGCAGUCGCUUAAUCCGAAUAAAAAUAAGAAUCUCAAUGCAAACCCAAACGCACAAAAGCAAACGAAUGAAAUAGCUAAAAUAAAUCCGCAAGUUAUGCGCCAGUCGGAAACGUCCAUCGAGCAUGCCGUUGAAGCUGAGAAGGCCAUGUUUUCGGUGGGACGAGCACAACGCAAUUCGAACAGUGGCAGCGAUACUGAUGAAAAUGACAGCAGCAUUUAUGAGCCCGAACUGGAUUCGGAUGUAGAUUUUGCAAUUGCUGCAACCAAUGUGGCCGCCGGCAAGUCGGGCUUUAACCAAAAUGAUUUUUUGCCCUCCGUUGGCAUUGUAAUGGGCAACACACUGGAUGGUGAACAAUCGUCAGCGUCCAUCGGCAAUAUGGAUCAUUUAGUGCAAAAGGAUAGCAUGAUGAAAAAUAGCGAAGAUGUUUAUGCCAUUUCAAUAUCAUCGGUUACCGAUCAUGUCACAAUGCCCACCGGGCUGUUGGAGAAUGCACCACCCAUACGUCCGAUUACCCCAAAUCCGCAAAUUUGUGUGCAAGCCGAUAUGGAUGCACAGGGAGCAGGCGGCGUAGCGCAACGUACCAGUGAAGCAGCUAAAGAUCUCAACCUACCGCUUGGUACUGCGUCAAGCGAUUCUGGUAAAUUUAAACAAUUGGCAAGUCCAUUAUCGCGGACAAUGGUGGUGAGUCCUUUAUCGAAAUUGGCAAAAGGUAUGCAAAACAUUGGCAUGAACCUGGAUCCACGUAAGAUUGCAUCGAAGACCGGAGUAUUGUCACCGACAAGCGCCUCGGCGGACAGCACACCACCAUCGGAAAGGCAAAGUAAUCGCGCUCAAUUGCAGGAACUAUGGGCGGAGCAUCAGUGCAGAACCAAGUUGAUUGCAUUGUAAAGGGAAUCAUUACUAAGAAGGGAAUAGUUUUUAGUGUUUAAGAAAAAAUUGCAGGAACAAGGAAAAAAGGGCAUAGAACUAAAAAGCGCACGGCCUCUUACAACAACAACAAAAAACACCACAUUCAAUAGCAGAACAUCCUUUAAAGUGGGCCUGUUGUGCUAAAAUAUGUAUGCUUUGUGAGAAUAGUGCGGGUAUACGCAUAAAAUAUUAAUAUUUGAGGAAUUUUGUAGUAGUCAGUUUUGCAUGGAAUUAUAUAUUUUUUAUGCAUGCAUAUCUUCCAAUUACCUAAUGUAUGUAUGUGGGAAUGCGUGUGAUAGCGCACUGCCGCUUUGUGUGCGUUUUGUAGUGAGUUCUUAAGCGCAAUAACUUAAGCCGAGCGCACUUUUUAAUUAAACAUUUUUUAUGUGCUUACCAUUUGCAUGAAGCGUUUUCCCAUUUUUUUAUUAGUGUAACUAUAUUCUAUAUUAUUAAGUUAAAUAACUAUCUUUAUGUAUACAGUGUACUUGUUCUUAACGCACACCUCUUUUAAGUGGACACCUCCCAUUAGUGGACACUUUUUCAGUACCGCAAAAGUCCUUAUGGAUUUUCUAAACUAUUCUCUUUUGAGCGGACAACCUUCCAAUAACAGGACGCGGACACUUUUUUCGCUCACCACAGAUAUUUUAGUUCUCUCAUAAGCGGACAGCUUACAAACUCUGCCUUGGAGUUGUCAAAAUCAUUAAAUUUGUUAGAUGUUGUUUAUUUCAUUCACAAAGCGUCGGAGCAAGUGAGUCCAGUCAAAAAUUUUUUAGGGAAAGCUCAUUUUGAGAAAACAAAGUUGCCUAAUGACGAUAGGAUGAGCUCUCACUAUCGGCAGUUGCUCCGUUCGUCAACAUUAUUAAUCUGGCUCAGAAAAAAAUUCGCGUUGACGCCGAAACUCUUAAUUUAGGUUAUCAAAUUUUUAUAAAUAAUGAAGAAAUGAAAAAUAUCAAUACUGAAGUGGCAACUCUCGUUGGCCAACUUUUUUGAUGAUGAACUAGAAAAUGAAAUUGCCCACCCGUUAACUUUUUAAAUGAGGCAAGAGAGAGACUGAAUUGGAGGAAGAUUGUUGAUGAAGCUAUGGUCCGCCACAGACUGUGAAGCUAAGAGAGAGAGAGAGUUAACUUCUUAUAGCGUCUUCCAAGUUGAGAUCUGCGCUAUAGACAAAGCAGCAAAAACGAUAAGACUAAUGGAUUUAUCUCCGGCAAACUUUAGCAUUUAUGUGAAUAGUCAAGCAGCGAUGAAGGCACUAGCCUCAGCUCAAGAUGUGUUAAAGAAUGUGGGAGGUUCUUCCGGCCUAUCCAAGAAUACAACACCACCAUUUGUUGGGUGCUCGGCCACUCUGGUAUGUGCAAAGAAAAAUUCUGAGCUUGACCUUCAGCGAGUGGUAGAGGACAUAAGCAUUCCUCUGAACGAACUCUACACUGCGAUCGACUUGAGCGUAAUCGCGGAAACCAAUAGCAGAUGGUCUCUGACUACUAACCGUAGGGUUCCCAAAGCGCUCUGGUCAAAACUGUAUCCUAAAAGGACAAAAUAUCUGUUUGGGCUCAAUAAAUCAAUCACCAGCGUCCUUACAGGUGUUAUAACAAGCACCCUAGCCAGUAUAAUGGGUGUACCUCACAAUGACUUCUGCAGGAAUUGAGGAGUUGAAGAAAUUGAGUCGGUUCAAUGCCUACUCUGUGAAUGUCCUACACUUCUUCGAAGAUAUGGAAAAUUUGCAAAAUCUCACACUGGCGGUACUAGUUACCUUCUUAAAAAGAUCUUAGUGGCAACUUAGUUAGGGGAUGGAAAUCAAAUGCAGAAAUCUUAGGCUCACCGAGCGUCUUGUCUUAGACAAGCAACCUGGCUAACCUAACUUAACCUAACUUCUUGGGAAGAGGCUCAUUUAGCAGCGAGAAAAUUAAACGCUCUUUCUUUGUAUCAAAGUGACCUCAGGGGUCUUGAAUUGCUUAGUGAUCUUCAAAUAAAUUUGAAUACCAUGCAAGGAAAAAUUGUGUUUUACAUUUCGGGUAUAUCUCUUUCGUAAUGAAAAUUUUGUUUAUUUUGUCAAAUAUUUAUGUGUAUAUCUGUUCUGGUUUUGGAAAUAAAACUUAUUAAAUAUUAAAUAUCAGUCACAAAUUAGUUUAACUUUUUUUACACUUUUCUUAUAAGCCGACGCCUCCCGUAAGAGUAAUUUUUUCAGUCCCUAGGUGUCUGCUUAAAAUAGGGUACACUGUAUAUAAAUGUAUGUAUAUUAAGGCAGGUAAAUUGUUUUUGUUUUUAUAUCGUUAUUAGCAGAUUCGAUUUCUAUAUAGAAUUCUAAGAUAAACAGUGCGCUCCAAAGCUUAUUUCGACCACCCAAAUUUUAAGAGAAGCUAUCUUUUGUGAAUACAAAGCAAUAUGAAGAUUAAUAUUGACCAAAGUAUUAUGAACGUUUUUUUUAAUACUAACUUAUACUUUGGAAUUUUUACUACAAACCAUUUAUUUUUAAUUUGUUUUUUGUAUUUAAAGAACCCUAUGCUGGCUCUACAAAGCAAAUUAUAUGUUUUUUUAUUUUGUGGUUGUAUGUAUGUAAUUUUUUUUAUAUAUAAAUCAAAAUAAA
This is a messenger RNA of Anastrepha obliqua, 6289 nucleotides long. It is a transcript of the gene sp3, whose product is annotated as phosphatidylinositide phosphatase SAC2. Gene Ontology annotation, cellular component: early endosome; clathrin-coated endocytic vesicle. Gene Ontology annotation, biological process: regulation of endocytic recycling; phosphatidylinositol dephosphorylation. Gene Ontology annotation, molecular function: phosphatidylinositol-4-phosphate phosphatase activity. The transcript has 15 exons. The record is from RefSeq and is a predicted model, not a curated record. Lineage: Eukaryota; Metazoa; Arthropoda; Insecta; Diptera; Tephritidae. Bases 178 to 3687 code for a protein of 1169 amino acids.